Vitrella brassicaformis is the source of this 3875-nucleotide messenger RNA. Lineage: Eukaryota; Vitrellaceae. The record is from the annotation of a GenBank genome assembly.
UGGAGAUUCACAGAUCGGUUCACAGUCUGACACCGUAGUCAGUCAGUCAGUCGGUCAGGUGUACGGUACGAGCCACACACACGCAUCGGCCACUGCCGAGAUCAAUAAACGUAUAGCACAUAGCAUAUCGUGCUUGAACACUGACAGCAUGACAGCAUGAUGUGACCCAUUCAUCUUCUCAUACGCACCCAUAUAUUUGUAUAACGGAGCCUUCCUUCACAAUUAAUGCCCACCAAAGGCCCAGCCAGCCUAGUUAGUCCCAAUCAAAACAAACACAACCCAAUCACCCCGGGCCCCCGCAAACCCACCCCGGCCGACACAUCCAUGCCACGCCAGGCAUCAAUCACAUCCGUUGGCCGUGCUACUUACUGUCCCCCAGCCGCCCCUCACACCGAGUGUGCGAGACUCGGCGAGUACGCUGAUUGUGCGGGGGACGGCAAAGCAUGUGGAGGGGGUGGCGGGGGCCGUGACGGCGGCGGGGGUAUGUUGGCUGCCGGCUCCGGGCUCAUGGGCACCACAUACUCAUACUCUUGCUCCUGCUGCUGAUUCUGCUGCUGCUGCUGAUAGGGGACAUUCCAGUCGGCUGGUUCGUUCAUCUGAGGUAUCGCUGGCAAAGGUGGCGGGGGUGGUGGGGGAGGGUGAAGGGGUGGGGAGUUGAGGAUGGGCGAGCAGGGGUCAUAGCUCGACUGGAGAGGGGGUCGUGGCGGCGCUCUCGACGGACAUCGAGGACCCAUCAUGCUGUUCAAGAAGGAGGGGCCCCGCGAUUGGCAGCCCGACAGAAAUGGCUCCUGGUUCGGGGCACCUGUUAGUUAACAAUCACAGUUAGUCACACAUGCACACAAAUGGCCGGCCGGCCAUUCACUAAACCCAUGUAGUGUCGUGUGUACACGUGACAGAUGCUCACGUGGCUCCUUUGGCUACCUCUAUUGGCCACUUGAUGCAUCGUCAACGGCUCUCCAAGCCCAGCGUCGGCCCCCACAUCCUGACCCCCAUAGUACCCCAUGCCGCCAGAUGCACGAUCGGCCUCCUGCUGCUGGUGGUGGUGCUGCUGCUGGUGCGGGAAGCCACCACCGAACCUAGCGCCGCCACUCGCCGCGAUUGCGUUCACAAGUGGCUGUAGUCCCUCCUCCAGCAUGUGCUCAUCGCGACUCAGCGACGGCAUCGACGGACGGUGGGGAGGGGGCUGCUGCUGCUGAUGCUGCUGCAGUGAAGGGCCAGUGGGUGAAUGCGGCGCGAGAAAGGGGGGCCAAUCGUUGCUAAAGAACGGUCCUGGGCGCAUCAUGCCCUGCUGCUGAGGAGGGAUGUGGUCGGGCUGCCUGUCCACGGCCAUCAUGUUGUUCAUCCCCUCUCCGCCCUCCAUCAUCCCGCCAACGCCAUCGGCUCCUGCAGCCCGGGCCUCGCUGCCGACCCCUGUCCACCGUGGCAAGGCCGAACCCAACAGAUGGUCCCACUGCUGCCGUGGGACCAUCCUGUCGCCGAAGCCGUUGGGGCUCAACACGUCACCGACCCACUCCUGUGGCACUUGCUGGUUCACCGGCUCAUAGGCGCCGCCCGAGGCGGCUGGCGUCCUCCCAUCCGGAUCCACCCAGCCCGCCUGCAUGAAAGCAUCCUCGGGCUGCUCUAGAUCUGCCUGCUGCCUGCUGCCGGGGGAGGCGCCCUGCGACAAGGCGAGAGAGGAGACCAGCUGUGGUGCCGGUGGUCUGGGUGCCGGGGCCGGGUCUGCGUCGGGAUACGAGACGUUUUGGCGCCGCCUAGGGAAGAGCCUGGCGAGUUGGUGUUGGUGUGGUCGCAGAGUAUUGGGUAUGUGGCUGCCAGUGGUUGGUGCGGGGCGGGGCACCACAUGGGGGCCGGGUGAGGGCGUGUUGCCCAUGAGUGCAGGCAGGUCGCCCCAUCCCGGGAUGGGGCGCCUUGCGGUCCUUCCGGUGCGUGGGAGUGGGGGUGAGUGGCGGGCUGCUCGAGGGCCGGGGUGCUGAUGGUUGGUGCUGGUGACGCUGUCGAGCAUCUUCAUCUGCUGCGCCUGGCCGCACCAGACAGACACAGAGAAGAACACAAACCGGAUGAUUGCUGAUCGAUCGUGACGACUGUGGGUGUGUGUUGUGUUGCGUCACGUCAUUGCAUACAUAGAUACAUACCGCCGAUUGUCGGAGGUCCAGCCGACACAUGGGACAGUUGUGGGCCUUCUCGAGCCACACAUCGAGACACCACUGCAGGCAAACACAUCCAUCACACUCAUGAUCUCCACAUGUAUAUACACGUGUGAGUGGCACGUGCCCUCUUUCCGUUCCUCACCACGUGGUAUUUGUGCCCGCAUUUGUCUACCCUUCGGAUGAGGGUGAGGGUCUCGAAUUCCUCAUGGCAGAUGGCACACACACCCUCCGCCCCCUCUUCAACCCCAGUACUCCUGCUCUUCGAUGAUGGGCGCUGCUGGUUGGGGUCGUCGGCCUGGCGCGGCGACGACACGGCGGCCGAGAAUGGGACGGACGGCUCGGCUGCCGCGGGCGAGAGGGGGACGGUGGGGGAGUUGGGUGCGUGGUAGCCCUUGAGAAGGGCUCUCACAGCGGAAUCCAUGUGCACUACCAAGGAGGUAGAAUACCGGAGCUCCCUGCAGUCAAUGAACAAACAGACACAUACAUACAUACAUCGAGUGGAAUGGCUACCUCCCUCCCUCCCUCUCCUCUCCUCUCCCUCUGCUGCGAUCUCUCUCUCACUGACUUGAGGGACAGCCCGAACCCCAUGCGCAUGUGCGGCGCGUAUAUCUCCUCAUCAUCGUCCCCCAGGCCCCCCUCGUCCAGCUCCCCCUCAUCCGGCGCAUCAUCGAAAAGGAACCCCUCACGGUCGUCGUCCAGGUCGACGGGAUUAGAGAGCUCCCGAAGAUGUGGCGGGCUGCGCUCUCGCUGCCCGUCCUGCUGCUCGUUUAGCUCUCUCCACCCGCGGAGACUCGGACCGGGUCCCAUCGGCCACCAAACCAUCGAAUCUGUCUCCCGGUUUGCCCGCAUCAGCGGCGCGUGUGGGUCCUCCCUAUCGUCUGCUGCUGCUGCUGCUGCUGCUGGUGCUGGUUCUGCCGCCGACCGCGCCCUGACCUCGGUCGCCGGUGGUGCUGGUGCUGGUGUUGGUGUUGGUGAGAACCAUCGCUGCUGGCCGCCGCCCCUCUCCGCGAAGAACGCCUGUGCAAGCAGCACAGAGGGAUCCACCCGAAGGCCCGGGGACCUCUGCACAUCAGCCGACGAUGCUUGAGCCGGUGGUGCACCACCGCUCAUCUCGUGUCGACGCCGAUGCACCACCGGCGAGUCGAAUGUUUCGAAUCCGCCAGCAUUCUGUUGACCAUUGAAUGACACACGCCCGUUGCCAUGUUGGCCGCAAGCGAAUGGCGGAGGUCCCUGUUGUCCUUGCUGUUGGCUGUGGUUGUGUGCCGGCGAACCGUCGGGUGUGUCGGGUCCGAUGAGCAGCGGCAGCGGGGGAAGGGGAGGGGGAGGGAGGUAAGGACCCACCGCGGCCGCAUCGGCGGGAGGCGGCGGAGGGCGGUACCCAUAGACAGCAGCGUCGUCGUCAGGGUCUGGCGGCGCGUAUGGGAUAGGGGGGCCGCUGCUCGUAGCGAGUGUUCUCGGGUUGCUGGUGUUGCUGUUGCGGGGUUCCUCUUCUUGGUGCACGGUCAGCGUUCGUCCGCUGAGCUGCUGGUGCAAGAUGAUCUCGUGCUGCAGCACCUGCUGCAACACCUCAUGCACCGCGCCAUCCCGUGGAUGCAUGGACAUCACAGGGGGAGAACCGUACAGGCGUAAAGUGCCGUCAGGUUGUCUCGACGCUUUGACGAUGGAGCACCGGCGAAUAAGGCUGACAGAAUAGACAGCUGGGAGAGAGCCUUUGGAGCAGAAUUGGCG